Molecule: messenger RNA, 804 nt
Organism: Musca vetustissima
Lineage: Eukaryota; Metazoa; Arthropoda; Insecta; Diptera; Muscidae
Product: allatostatin-A receptor-like
Exons: 3
Biological process (GO): neuropeptide signaling pathway
Cellular component (GO): membrane
Molecular function (GO): G protein-coupled peptide receptor activity
Source: RefSeq, a predicted model, not a curated record
AUGGACCACAAUCACAGCAAUCUUCAACUGCGUCAACAACAUCAGCCGCAGCAUCAACAACAACAUCAGACAUUACCCCCACAGGCACAAACAUUAUCCUCAUCGAUGGCCAUCGCCUGUGCCGAAUGGCUAAAUGCCACCGAAUGUAGCAAUUUCACAUUUGCCAUUGGCAAAAGCCGCGGCAUAGCCACGGUUGCCGCCGCUGCUGCUGCCGAUGGCUUGAAUACCACCCUGCCUCCCGAUAAUCUCGUUGAAAUGGACAUAGAGGCCGAUUGGCCGUUAGAACGAGUUGUAUCCAUGAUUGUGCCUGUCUUCUUUGGUAUUAUUGGAUUUGCCGGUCUACUGGGAAAUGCUUUGGUCAUACUGGUUGUGGUGGCCAAUCAACAAAUGCGAUCUACCACCAAUCUACUCAUCAUCAAUUUAGCCGUAUCGGACAUUCUAUUCGUUAUCUUCUGUGUACCGUUUACGGCAACGGACUAUGUCCUGCCCGAAUGGCCAUUUGGGAACUUGUGGUGUAAAUUCGUACAGUACAUGAUUGUGGUGACGUGUCACUGCAGUGUGUACACGCUGGUGCUAAUGUCAUUCGAUCGAUUUUUGGCUGUGGUACAUCCGGUGACGAGUAUGUCACUGCGUACGGAAAGAAAUGCAACAUUAGCGAUUAUAAUGGCCUGGAUACUAAUCCUAACAACAGCGAUACCCGUGGCCUUGGCACAUUCGGUACGAAUUUAUCAAUUCAAUGGCCACAAUUAUACGGCGUGUGUCUUUUCAUCCGACAAAGAAGUGUGGAGCUUACUGGGAUUUCAG